CUUGACGUCUCAUGUGCUCCUACGCAUUUUAGGGACUGAAAGUCUCAGAGACUUCAAAUGAGACAGGACAGAAAUGGACUCAGAUGGUGACACUGAGGAGCCCUCAGAGUUGAGGAUUGUGUUAAUGGGGUAUAAAGGAGCUGGAAAGAGUUCAGCAGGAAACAUCAUCCUGAACAGAGAAGAGUUUGACCUGAAGACAACUGCUCAGUGCGUGAAGAGAAGGAGAGAAGUAGCAGACAGACACAUCACUGUCAUAGAAGCUCCAGGAUGGUGGAUCAAUGUUCCUGUAGAAGAGAGCCCAGAGUUACUGAAACAAGAGAUUUUACUCAGUGUGUCUCUGUGUCCUCCAGGACCUCAUGUUGUUCUACUGGUUAUACGUGUGGACAUUAGAUUUAAAGAGGAUGAGAGAAAAGUAUUUCAGGGUUAUGUGGAUCUUCUCGGUGAGAGAGUCUGGAGUCACACUAUAGUGCUCUUCACUCAUGGAGACUUUCUAGGAGACACAUAUAUAGAGCAACACAUUGAGAGAGAAGGAGAGGAUCUCCAGUGGCUGGUGGAGAAAUGUGGGAACACAUAUCUUGUUCUCAACAAUGUGAACAACAGUGAUGACACUAAGAUCAAAGAUCUGCUGGAGAAGAUCGAAGAGACAGUGACAGAAAACAAAGGCUGCCAUUUUGAAAUAGACAGAAAUAUUUUACAGGAGCUGGAGGAGAAAAGAAGAGCAGAGGAAGAGAGAGCAGAAGAACGAGUGAAGAGGAUGAAGAAACAGAGAGAGAUGAUCAGAUCACAGAUGAGUGACACUCAGUAUCUCUCAGAGUUGAGGAUUGUGUUAAUGGGCUAUAGAUAUUCUGGGAAGAGUUCAUCAGGAAACAUCAUCCUGAACAGAGAAGAGUUUGAUCUGAAGACAACUGAUCAGUGUGUGAAGAGACAGAGAGAAGUAGCAGACAGACACAUCACUGUCAUAGAAGCUCCUGGAUGGUGGAGACAUGAACCUGUAGAAGAGAGCCCUGAGUUACUGAAACAAGAGAUUUUACUCAGUGUGUCUCUGUGUCCUCCAGGACCUCAUGCUGUUCUACUGGUCAUACGUGCAGACAUUAGAUUUAAAGAGGAUGAGAGAAAAGUAUUUCAGGGGUAUUUGGGUCUCCUCGGUGAGAGAGUCUGGAGUCACACUAUAGUGCUCUUCACCUGUGGAGACUUUCUAGGAGACAGAUCUAUAGAGCAACACAUUGAGAGUGAAGGAGAGGAUCUCCAGUGGCUGGUGGAGAAAUGUGGGAACAGAUAUCAUGUUCUCAACAAUAAGAACAGAAGUGAUGACACUCAGAUCAAAGAUCUGCUGGAGAAGAUAGAAGAGACAGUGAAACAAAACAACGGCUGCCAUUUUGAACUUUUACAGCAGGUGAAGGAGAAAAGAAGAGAAGAGGAAGAGAGAGCAGAAUCACAGAUGAUGAGUGAGGAUGAGAUGUUUGACACAGUCUCUCUGAGAAGUUCUGCUUAUGGUUCAUUCAGAUCUCGAUCAGGUGUAGACAAAAGUUCAGUUUUUGCAUCAUCACGCUCUAAAGACGCUCCUCUCUUAUUUGCUGGUGGAUCAUACAACAUGAAAUUACAACAACCAUUGAUGAGUGAAGAUGAGAUGUCUGAUUCAGUCUCUCUUGGAAGUUUUGGAUAUGGAUCAUUCAGAUCUCGAUCGAGUGACAACAGUUCAAUUUUUGCAUCAACACGCUCCAGUGACUCCAAAGAAUUUCCUCCUAAUUUUGCAGAUGGGUCUGUGGAACAGUCACAAAUCAAAACAACAAAGAAACCAUCCACGAUCUUAGAAUUAUUAAGAGGUGAUUGUGAAACACCGAAGCUCUCAGAGAUGAGGAUUGUGUUAAUGGGGUAUAAAGGAGCUGGAAAGAGUUCAGCAGGAAACAUCAUCCUGAACAGAGAAGAGUUUGACCUGAAGAGAAGUGAUCAGUGUGUGAAGAGACAGAGAGAAGUAGCAGACAGUCACAUCACUGUCAUAGAAGCUCCAGGAUGGUGGAUUGAUGAAUCUGUAGAUCAGAGCUCUGAGUUACUGAAACAAGAGAUUUUACACAGUGUGUCUCUGUGUCCUCCAGGACCUCAUGUUGUUCUACUGGUGAUACGUGUGGACAUUAGAUUUAAAGAGGAUGAGAGAAAAGUAUUUCAGGGGUUUGUGGAUCUUCUCAGUGAGAGAGUCUGGAGUCACACUAUAGUGCUCUUCACUCAUGGAGACUUUCUAGGAGACACAUCUAUAGAGCAACACAUUGAGAGUGAAGGAGAGGAUCUCCGGUGGCUGGUGGAGAAAUGUGGGAACAGAUAUCAUGUUCUCAACAAUAAGAACAGAAGUGAUGACACUCAGAUCAAAGAUCUGCUGGAGAAGAUAGAAGAGACUGUGAUGAAAAACAAAGGCUGCCAUUUUGAAAUGGACAGAAAUAUUUUACAGAUGAUGGAAGAAAAAAAGCAAGCAGAAGAGGAGAGCGCAAUGGAACGAAGGAAGAGGAUGAGUCAGCGAAGAGAGAUGAGCAGAUCACAGAUGAAUGACUUCCAUCAUCUCUCAGAGUUGAGGAUUGUGUUAAUGGGGUCUAGAAGAGCCGGGAAGAGUUCAUCAGGAAACAUCAUCCUAAACAGAGAAGAGUUUGACCUGAAGACAACUGAUCAGUGUGUGAAGAGACAGAUAGAAGUAGCAGACAGACACAUCACUGUCAUAGAAGCUCCAGGAUGGUGGUGGACGCCCGUAGAGCAGAUAUCUGAGAUACUACAACAAGAGAUUUUACUCAGUGUGUCUCUGUGUCCUCCAGGACCUCACAUUGUACUUCUUGUUAUAUGUGUGGAACAUAGAUUUACAGUGAAUGACAGAGAAGCCUUUCAGGCAUAUGUGGAGCUUCUCGGUGAGAGAGUCUGGAGUCACACUAUAGUGCUCUUCACUCAUGGAGACUUUCUAGGAGACACAUCUAUAGAGCAACACAUUGAGAGUGAAGGAGAGGAUCUCCAGUGGCUGGUGGAGAAAUGUGGGAACAGAUAUCAUGUUCUCAACAAUAAGAACAGAAAUGAUGACACUCAGAUCAAAGAUCUGCUGGAGAAGAUAGAAGAGACAGUCACACAAAACAACGGCUGCCAUUUUGAAAUAGACAAAAAGAUCUUAGAGGAGGCAGAGGAGAGGACUGCAGAAGGACAGCGAGCCAAAGAACGAAGAAAGAAACUGCAUAAAAGCAGAUCACAGAUUAUGAGUGAGGAUGAGAUGUCUGACACAGUCUCUCUGGCAAGUUCUGAUUACGGUUCAUUCAGAACUCGAUCAGGAUCAGACAAAGCUUCAUUUUCUGCAUCAUCAUGCUCUAGAGACACACCUUACAACUUUAAUGGCACAGAAUUACAGCAACCUUUGAGUGAGGAUGAUAUAUCUGAUACAGUCUCGCUGGGAAGUUCUGAUUAUGGUUCAUUCAGGUCCAAUUCAGGAAUAGACAACAGCUCAGUUUAUUCAUCGUGCUCUAAAGACUUGCCUUACAACUUUAGAGAUGGAUCUGUACACUCAACUUCUGAGUCUGUCGAAAAAUCUGGACCCAAAGGAACAAAGAAUUCACCCAUGAUCUUAAAAUUAUUAAAGAGAGGCAAACAGAAUCCGCCAGAAGAGAUUGAACAUAAUACAUUUCUUUAAUGCAAUUAAUAAUAAAGAACAUACUGUGUGAUGCUCACAUAGGUUAUCAUCACGCAAACAUCAGUUCACACUAUUAUUGUAUUGAUUUAUUGGCUAUUGUGUUACGAUUCUGAUUUGAUGUGGGUGAGGAGACAAUGACGAUAUAGGGUUCAGUUGUAUUUAAGUAGCCGAGUACAAGAAUUUAACUGAGACUUUAAAGGUGUCCUGUAACUCAGUGGUAAGAACAUUGCGAUAACAACGCAAUGUUGGUGGUCCAGUGGGUUAAACCACUGAACUGGUAAAUCUAAAGGUUGCUGAUUCGAUCCCAGCAGCCACCAGAAGUGUGUCCUUGAGCAAGACACUUUACUCCAUGUUGCUCCAGGGGGAUUGUCCCUGUAAUAAGGGCACUGUAAAUCGCUUUGGAUAAAAGUGUCUGCCAAAUGCCUAAAAAUGUAAAUGUAAAAAAAAAAUGUUCCCAGGGGAUUCCAAAUACCUAUGUAUAAAUGUAAAGGAUAAUGUAAUGUUAGUCGCUUUGGAUUAAAGUGUCUGCUAAAUGUAAAUGUGUCAGAUUUAUGGUUUUGUGUAAAAGUGUAUAACUUACCUGUCAAAAUCUUCCCUUUUCUAUAAAGACAUCCCAUACAAUUGACAUUUAUUAUCACCUUUAUAGUAAUACAUUAUAUAACAAUUCUCUACUUCAAAUCAUUCCUCCAUUUUCCGCACCUUCAACAUGUUCUCAAUGGCUUAGAUGGAGGAGUUUAGAAGAGAAAAAAAUGGGUAUGGUAUCAGUCAACUACACCUAUUAUUUAUUAAUUUGUUGAUGCAUUAUUUGUUUGAUUAAAUAAAAUGAUGUU
This is a messenger RNA of Triplophysa dalaica, 4479 nucleotides long. Its product is annotated as GTPase IMAP family member 8-like. The record is from RefSeq and is a predicted model, not a curated record. NCBI's taxonomy places the organism in Eukaryota, Metazoa, Chordata, Actinopteri, Cypriniformes, Nemacheilidae. Bases 74 to 3649 code for a protein of 1191 amino acids. Gene Ontology annotation, molecular function: GTP binding. The transcript has 9 exons.